Messenger RNA from Phyllopteryx taeniolatus (common seadragon), 8400 nucleotides. It is a transcript of the gene gfod2, whose product is annotated as glucose-fructose oxidoreductase domain containing 2. Gene Ontology annotation, molecular function: nucleotide binding. The coding region runs from base 1600 to 2745 and encodes 381 amino acids. Lineage: Eukaryota; Metazoa; Chordata; Actinopteri; Syngnathiformes; Syngnathidae. The transcript has 3 exons. The record is from RefSeq and is a predicted model, not a curated record.
CGGAAAGCUACCGCCGCCGCUGGUCACUUGCUGGUAUUACAGACAUUUUACACCGGAGAGUCCAGUGCUCAUAAAAAGUGAAGGAUAUUUGGCUUUCGGGUGGAAUUUCGUGAAGAAACUAAAAUGCGGUGGAUUUAAUUUGACCUUCUCGAAACUUUUUAAUUCACUUCAGUACUUUUUGCACAACUUGCUGUUCAAUUCACAACAUGUCUUUCUAAUUUCCAAGGACGUCCACGCCUAUAUCUUUCUGUGACUCUUCCAGUCUCUCUUUAUCUCUGUUCCAACCAGGUGAUGACACUCUAAACUCAGUUGUGACUUCCCCCGGAGAACAUCUUUAAGCCUCGCAAUGGCCAGGUAUCUGUGUAUCCAUUGUUAGGUGUUGUCUUGGCCUAAUUCUAAUUGAACAAGAAAUGUAUUGGUCCGUUCAUGUUUCAAACACCUCUUUUGCUCUUCGGCUCCUUGUUAGAGAACAGCAAGUCGUGCAAAAGUACUCCAAAAAACAAACAAACAAAAAACACUGAAUUCAAUAAUUAAUAUUUGAAAUAAUAAUUUCACAUUAAUUUUAAUUAUUCUCCUCUAAAUCUUCAAUCUUCAUCCUGAAAUUUCACUUUUUGUACCACUUCUCUGUGAGUUGCAUCCAACCUUUUCUUUGUUGUUGUUGUUUUUUUUAAAUCACACCUGCAUUGGUGUAAAUUGGGAAAUUACAAUAUUUUUCAAAAACCUAAGAUAGUUAAAAGGUCAGGUGGAAAAAUAUACAAUUGGGUCUAUCUAAACGCAUAUAUCACAACAUAAUGUAGACUUUAAUUUCUUUGACAACAUGUUUCUAUUUUUAACUUUUUGAAACAGCUUGUCAUAUGCUUCCGGGGAAAUAUGGCAAUUGACACACCGACGUCAAUGCCCGUUUAAUAAUAUACGUAUUGCAUGUAAAAUAUUUUUGCGGGAGCUACGCGUGUAGUCUUGCUUACAGUGUUUCCUCCAGUGAGAGCAUCUUUCUCUUUUUAACAUCUCUGGUUCACCACUCACUUCCGCGUUAUUGGGAUUCCCACUUUCCAGGCAGGACACGCCCUGCUGCGACAUGAUUGGCUCCUGCGUAGCGGGAAGGGCAGGCGACGCAGAUGGAACAAGAUGACCGUCACAAAGACGUUUGUUAUGGUUAGGUUUAGGGAAAGGGUUGGGUCUUAAGGUGGUAUAGGAUAGGUUAAGGUUGUGAUUAGGGUGGGUUAGGGUUUCUGAGAACCAUAUUAACGCCGCCACAGUUAAGUCAUAUCUUUUCCAGUAGGGCGUGUUCUGCCGGGUUUACAGCAGCCAAUCGCAGUGCAGCAGUGCCAUGUCCUGGAGCCAGUAAUAUUGGAGCAGGGUGUGUCCUGCCUGGAAACUACGUGGGAAUAUUAAUAACGCCUCACUUCCAUCGUCAAGUUACCAUUAGCAACUGGGCAGCACCCGGUCCGGGUGUUGGCUGUGCACUCGCCUGCAUAAAUACAUGUGAAGGUCUUCCUUCCAGACACCAGAGAAGACACCGGCAGAUGGAUGAAUUGGGAGUUGGGAUGUAUGUGAGCGUCACCAUGAUUUCGACGUAAGGCUGCAGCAAGAGGCGCCGUCAUGCUGCCAGGAGUCGGCGUGUUUGGGACAGGAAGCACAGCUCGAGUGCUGGUCCCUAUGCUAAAAGCUGAGGGCUUUGAGGUCCAUGCACUCUGGGGGAGGAGUGAAGAGGAAGCAUGCAGCCUGGCAAAGGAGCUCGGUAUCCAGUUUCACACGAGUCGAUCUGAUGACGUCCUGCUACACCAAGAUGUUGACCUUGUUUGCAUCUAUAUUCCACCCUCAAUGACACGGCAGAUUGCUGUCAAAGCACUGGGCAUAGGCAAGAAUGUUGUAUCUGAGAAAGCUGCGACUGCUGUGGAUUCUUUCCAGAUGGUGAAUGCAGCCAGAUAUUACCCGCAGCUGCUCAGCAUUAUGGGUAGCACCCUGCGUUUCCUUCCCACUUUUGCGGCGAUGCGGCAGCUGCUGGUCGAGGGAUACGUGGGUGAAGUGCAGGUAUGCGACGUGCGCGUGUACGGCCCCAGCCUCCUGGACCAGUCGUACGGCUGGACUUGUGAGGACCUGAUGGGAGGCGGGGGGCUGCACACAGUCGGCUCGGCCAUCAUCGACCUUUUAAGUUACCUAACCGGGACGCGGGCCCAACGCGUUCACGGCCUGCUACGCACCUUCGUACAACAAAAUGACACCAUCAGAGGCAUCCGACGGGUCACCAGCGACGAUUUUUGUUUUUUCCAAAUGUUGAUGGGGCCGUGCUCGGGGGGCGUGUGCUGCACCGUGACCCUGAACUUCAACAUGCCGGGUUCCUUUUUGCAUGAGGUGAUGGUAGUUGGAUCUGCGGGGAGACUGGUGGCCAGGGGGACAGAACUGUACGGUCAGCGCAACAGCAGCAAAAGCGAGGAGCUGUUGAUAGGUGACGGUGGCUGGGCUGGACCUGAUGCGAAAGGCAUACCUUUGCCCCACCUGCGGGGGCUGGGUGGCAUGGUCAAGGCCUUGAGACAUUCCUUCCAGGCUCACCAGGAGCGCAGGUUAUGGGCGCGCGGGCCGGUCGCCAUGGCACCCACCUUCGAGGACGGCUUGUACGUGCAGACGGUUGUGGAGGCUGUAAAGCGGUCCAGCUGUAGUGGAGAGUGGGAGUGUGUUGAGAUCAUGAGUAAAGAGCCCGAUCCCAACCACAACCUGUGUGAGGCUCUACAGAGAAAUAAGAACUAAUCAUCAAACACGACUCGCAAAAAUUUUGGGUUACUGAGCUUUCCGGUGAAAUUUCAAGAUGAACUUAAAAUGCACUAUAACCUUACCAGGUGAACUUAAUUUGAGCUUCUCUGAACAUUUGUAUGCACUUGUCCAAGUGUUCAAUAUUUCAGGACUUUUUAAACAAUUCACUGUUAUUGGCCCCAACAUACCGAGUGACGCGGCCGAAACCGACUGAAUUUACGCACAGUGUGCAGGGUUCUGCAACUAGUUGCAUGAGUGGCCAAUUUUCGGCCACUGGUUUUGAUGCAAUUCAAAAUUUUAAUCGCCAGUGGACGGUGUCGCAAUGUCACAGCAAAAUGCGCGACUUUUCACAAAAAAUAUGUUUCUGGGUUUUAAGCGUAACCUGCCAAGCCACACAAUAUAGUAUCUACUAUACACAAAUAUAUAUAAAAUGUUUUACAAUGGUACUUAACUGUAUUUAUAAUUUCAUAUUGCUGGCAUGGGGCAGAAUCCUCGCAUUUCCAAGAUCAUCACUUUUCAGGAAACCAAAAAAAAAAAAAAAAAAAAACAGUAUGCUUGUGGGGUCAUUCACAUUGCAUUUUCAAAGACAGCAUGCCAUUGUAAACACUCUAGAUUGGACAAUAAUUUCUAAAAAUAACACAUCCUUGUGGAGACUGACCAUUAGUAUAGAUUUGUGAAAAAAUAUGAAAUGUACCAAAUUUUGAUACUUCCCGACAGUGACGAUACAGUGCAGUGAAAAAGUAUUUCCCCCCUUCUCAAAGUUUGGUCUCACUAGUUACUAGGGUCGGGCAUGGAGAAUCGAGAACCGAUUAGAACCGGGAGUAACAUCCCGUUCAGUAAUCGUUUAAAUAAAAAAAAUUUGGUUCCCUGUUUUGAUGCCUGUAGUCCGCCAAACCCGAAGGAGAAAGUGGCAAAAAACAACGAAGAAGAACGCGCCUGAAGACGUGCUUGUGCUCAACGGUGGCGGCUAACUAAAGUGUGUCUUAACUAUGUUAAAAUAAAUGACCAGUCGCCUCAGUGCAUCACUUGGAAUAAGAUUAUAUUGUGCAAAGGAGGCUUUCAUGAUGUGUAGAAGUCUGACGUGCUCCCUGCCGCACCGAGCUUCAGCCUAUACCACACGAACGUCAGUCAAGUCAAAUUGGGUGAAUGAAACAAUAAAAUAAGUCUAUGCCAACAUUGAGGCAGCUAACAAGUUAAAGGUAGGUUGCACUUUUGCACUGAUGUUUUUUACCGUUUAUUUUAGUCUUCAAACCAACAUAAGAGCUGAUGACAGAAAAAAAAAAAAAAGCUUAACAUUGAGCUAAAACUUUACCGGUCAAACUAGCAACUUUACAUCACAAUGAAUUAGGACAAAAUUUACAUAAACGUUGUCUCACAGUAUCACAAACACUAACCUUGUGUCUCAUCGGUGGGUAGGUAAAGGAAUCAACGUUUGAUAGUAUUUGGUUCCAUUUAUUACUCUUUUUCUUAACGUCUACGUUUACUUUCGUUUUGUUUUUGUUGUGUGAAGUUACUUUUCGUGCCAAAAUGCUGAGUUCCAGUGCGUACCCUUCAAAAUAAUAAGCUACUAGCUUAAAACAGGAAGUCAAGUGAAAACUUGCACACACAAACCAUUUGAUGUGAUAAAACAGUCACAAAUAAUUUUAACAAUGCUAUAUUUAACUUUUUGCUGAAACAUUAAUUAAUGAAUAUGAAGUAAAUUGUAUUAGUUCCAAACACAUUUCCUUUUAGUUCAUAGCUUUGAUAUUGAUACUGGUUAUAAAACCCCUGGUCAAAUGUUCAUUUUAGUCUAUGCAGCGGGCUGCUAAGAAAAUGGAUGUUCAUAAUUUGGACACCCUUUUGAAACCAUGCAAACUUUUUUGACCCAGCCCCCUAAAAGAAUCUGAAUCGAGAAUCGUUUGGAACCAGGAUCGAAAUGAGGAAUCGAGACCGGAAUCGCUCCAAUUCAAACGAUGCCCAACCCUACUAGUUACAUAGUUGUCCUGGUAGUGUGCAGAAAUGUUAUACAGUAGUGGAAAAACCUACUAGUGUGCUGAAUUGUCCUAUUAGUGAGGACAGAGAGUGUACUCGUGAAUGGACCUUAAACUAGAUUUCAAGGAUGUCGAAUAAAUGCUCAAACGGCUUUAUGGAAAGCAGCCCAUACUAGUAGCAUACCUGGUCAUCCUAGAUGGCGGUUCCCUCGAUCUUUAAUCUCUUGUCAAGGUCUCUUUGUUUUCUUCCCCCUAAAUAGGGAGCUUUCCUUGUCCAGAUGGGGGGGUCGAGACCAGAGGAUGUCAUAAUCCUUUGUGAUUAAAGGAUGUGUAAAUAAACGUGACCAGUUUUAGUUUUUUUUUCUUAUUUACACAAAUACAGUAUGUAGCUGUGGCUAGAAAGCAAAGCGUUGUGAGUCUCUGUCGCAGAGUACGGGUGUUUCUUCCUUGACUUCUACAUAAAAAAAUUUAAAAAACGGCCGGUAGAUGUGCAAUGCUCAAUUGCUCGGUGUGCGUCGAAGAGUCGCAAAUUGCAAUUUCUUCGCGAUGGUUCACUGCAGUCGUGUUUGUCUGUAUUGUUCUGUUCCUAACAAGAAGCUGAAGGGCAAAAUUCGAGCUCCUUGUUUGAGAAAAACAAAAAGUACUGAAAAAUUGAUCAGUUGGACAUGACAUUCAAAAGUUAAGAAGGUCAAAUUAAGUACAUAUGUAAAGGCUAGAGUGCAUUUUAGGGGGCAUCUUUAAAAUUUCACCCAAAAGCCCAAUACCACAUCCCUAAGGUUUUGUGACUAGUGUAUUUUAGGAGUGCUACUACUAAACAUGUCUGAUGGAACUGGCCAGGAAUGUUUUCACUUCAGCUGCAGUUUGUACCACACGACUACUUUGAGCUUUAUUGACACCUGUUUUAUUGAAUGUUUGGCCUGAGAAACAUUCACUAUUCGUUUUCUCUAUUGAGAGCCAUUUUUAUUUUUUAUAUAUUAAUAAUACUUGGGCUAAAAAAAAAAAAAAGGGUUUUUUUUGUGUUUUUUUUUACAUUGGUGUGUUUAUUUGAAAAAUAUUAUUAUACAUCCAAGUCCAAUGGCACCUUAUUGUGAAAGUCUUGAUGAUGUGAUUUGACUAACAAAUUUACUUUUGUGACACUGGCAAAAUUCUACUGAUGUUCCAUUGGUGGUGCUCAGCUUUUUUGGAACAUUUACUAGCAGAAUAAUGCAGCUGUGCAGAACAUUUUGAAUGUGCAGUAAAUUAAUAUGGAAAUUAUCGGUUUCGUGCGACACAUUGGAUGGAGCAUGUAGAGUUGAGGUUUUCCCCUUUCUUGCUAGGAUUUUCUCCGGGCUUUCUCCCACGUUCCAAAAACACGCAUGUUAGGUUAGGUUAUCCCUCUCACUUAUAGUCAUCUAAAAUCACCUGUGUCCCCAAACAGGAUAGAAAAUAGAUGAAAUAGUAUGUUUUUAGUCACUGAUGGUGUAGUGGUACACUCGCCUGACUUUGGUGCAGGCAGCGUGGGUUCAGUUCCCACUGAGUGACGGUGUGAAUGUGAGUGCGAAUGGUUGUCCGUGUCUAUAUGUGCCCUGCGACUGACUGGCGACCAGUUCAGGGUGUAGUCCGCCUUUCGCCCAAAGUCAGCUGGGAUAGGCUCCAGCGUCCCGCGACCCUAACCAGGAUAAGCGGUGUUGAAAAUGGAUGGAUUGCAUGUUUUGAUGCCACAUUGGUAGACUAGGAUGUAAGUAAUAUCUGCAAUAGUAAGGACUGUGUUUAAUAAGCUAUUUUGGAAAAGUGAUGUAAAGGUGGAUUUGUGUCCCCAAUUGAAGCGACUUAAAAUCCCCCAGACGAAAGAGGAUGGAAACAAUUUGUGGUCUCCUUCACAAAGCAGCGGAUGUUUCGGCGAUGGUGGGGAAAUCACAAUUUCCCUGCAGCAACCACGUGUGAAAACAUCCUAAUUCCAUCAGAUUGUGGUAUAACAAGAGGCUAUUUGGUUGCAAAAAAAAAAAAACAGCACAACACAUUUGGCAAGAAGGGCUUUUUUUGUUUGUUUGUUUUUUCCGACCGAUCUGUUACGUAUUGUUUACUCUGAAGCAGGACCCAACCAGGUUUCAAACAACCAGGAUUCAAUGAAGCAUUUUAUAUAUUUUCUGGCUUCAAACGUAAUCUUGCACCAGCAGAAACGAGGCUCGUCAAAUAUUACAGCGACAUUUUAGCAUUUAAACUGUUGGUUUUAGAUAACCUAUUUGACAAGCAAAUGAGGUGAAACUCACUUGUUUACGUUUGUUGUCCUUUUGUGAGACUUUUUGUUGUUUGCAAAAAGAUAUGAACUGAUGCCUCAAAUCCAGAGUGGUGCCAAAUAUGCCCUGUCAUGGAUAUUUGAACCCCUGGAUAUAACGUGUGACUAGGAUGAUGUCAUGGUCGUACAGUAGUCACUCACCGAUACUCUUAACAUUUUAGGAUUUUUUUUUUUUCUGUUUUUAAUAAAUGAAAACCCCCUUUUAGACCUACUCAGACUCUGCAAAGAUUUUGACCUAACUCUAUUCCAACAGUGCAUUACUGUACUAUAAAAGUAAGUUUACAUCACGUGUUUUCAUAAUAUACAUCCUAUUUCCCAAGACAUUCCAAACAUUCUGAUUUAGCUUGUAUUAUCAUCUUUUUUUGCACUGACACUGUAAAAUUAUUUAACAAACUGCGCUUCCUCUUCCAGCCAGCGCACUGCAAAAUGUAUUUAAUGUUUGUCUGUAUAAGGAAGAUUGUUUAUUUAUGGUUUGGUGUGGAAAAUAAUUUCAUGUUUAUUCAUCUGUUCACUUUUGUCAGUCUGUGAAUUUAUUUUGAAGCUGUAAUAUUUAUUACUUUUUUUUUGGUUUUGGUUUUCAUUUCUGACCAUGCCUCUUUGAGAACACAGUGUUGUGUUUAUGUCUGGGGAAUCUGUUUAUCUGACAGAUAUUUCCUUUAAUAAAUACAGUUGUAUUAAUUUAAAUGUUCACUUUUUGCUCAUGUCAAGUGAAGCUAAUGGCAUGUUGAAACCUUUGAAAUAGACAUGACUGUUGCUAACAAGUACAGACAGCACAUAAGAGCAUUUAUUCAAUAUCCUUGAUAUCCAGUUUAAGGUCUAUGUACAGUACUCGUACGCUCUUUGUCCUCACUAAUAACACAAUUCAGCACACUUGUAGAAUGACUAGGGCGCACUAGUAGAACAACUGUCUUCCUGUUUUUUCCACUACUAGAGCAACUGCAACUAACUACUAGUAAGCAAACCGAACUAAAGUACUGUGCUGCACUAAUAACACUAACUAGUUUGCAUGUGUCACACACUAGUAGUCUCCUGGACCCUACAAGUUGCACCAACAUGGCGACUAGUAGUUUUGCCUUACUAGUUACAGUACAUAGUUCUCCUGGUAGUGUGCAGAAAUGUUAUAGAGUAGUGGAAAAGCCUACUACUGCGCUGAAUUGUUUUACUAAUGAGGACAGAGAGUGUACUAGUGAAUGGACCUUAAACUGGAUUUCAACUGGAUUUUUUAUCUUUAAUCCCUUCUCAAGGUCUCUUUGUUUUCUUCCCCCUAAAAAGGGAGUUCUCCUUGUCCAGAUGGGGUGGUCUAGACCAGGGGAUGUCAUAAUCCUUUGUGAUUAAAGGAUGUAUAAAUAAACUUGACUUGACCAGUCUUUUUUUAAGACCGUGCCAAGUACAGUGCUGUGAAAAACU